Messenger RNA from Clunio marinus, 638 nucleotides. NCBI's taxonomy places the organism in Eukaryota, Metazoa, Arthropoda, Insecta, Diptera, Chironomidae. The record is from the annotation of a GenBank genome assembly.
GUAUGCAGUUGCUUGAACACUUGCUAAAAGCAUCUUGAAAAUGUCAACGAAUGCAAUUUAUAUUUUUGGAUUCUUUAUCAUAAUUUGUGGUGUGAAUUGUGCUAAGGUAACAGUGGAACAGAUGAAACAAGCGACUGAACCUAUUCGAAAAGUUUGUAUUACGAAAACAAAAGUCGGUGAAGAUGCUCUUAGUGAUCUAAGAAGUGGAGUAGUCCAAGAUAAAAAAGAACUGAAAUGUUACGUCAACUGUGUGUUAGAAAUGAUCCAAAUUAUUAAGAAAGGAAAACUUCAAUACGAUGCAGUGAUGAGGUCGGUCGACACAAUGCUGCCAGAUGAACUUAAAGACGAUACGAGACGUGCAGUUAAUGUGUGCAAAGACGUCUCAGUUGGUAUUAAAGAUUUCUGCGAAUCAGCUGCCACUAUGUUAAAAUGCAUUUUUAAAGAAAAUCCAAACUUCUUCUUCCCUUAAAUAAAUAAAUAAAACAUUUCUUAUCACGAUAUCGCUUAAAACGAUAAUGAAAUAAAUUUAAUCAAUUCCUUGAUGAUGGCUUAAAUCACGCUUAAUGUAAAAAUAAAAAUAUUUGUAACGAACUUAAUCAAAUUAUAAAAGAAAUUGAAAGUCGCAAUAUUUUGAUUAA